Molecule: messenger RNA, 3827 nt
Organism: Rhopilema esculentum
Lineage: Eukaryota; Metazoa; Cnidaria; Scyphozoa; Rhizostomeae; Rhizostomatidae
Source: RefSeq, a predicted model, not a curated record
AAUGAGCAAUCAUAGAUUCUACUAUCUCCGUGAGUUACUGAAAUGCCUAUUUGAUGGUAAAUACGGAAAGAACCGAGGACUGUCAAGAAAAGGGAGACACAUGAACAGUGCCAAUUUCAAAUUGUGGUAGAUAUUUAGCUUUAUGAUCAUAUCGAUAGUCAGCAAAGAAUUGUAGCUUGACGACAAUGGUUACCAAUUAUUAGGCCACAGUGCGAUAAUUAAUACCAUUGUCUCAUGGCAUGAUAUCAGAAAUAUCAGUGGAAUUCCUCGGCGCGUUAUCUAGAAAAUUAAAUUUGACGUAUGAAUCAGUAGAAUCUUGGAUGCAAUGUUAACUACUCAUUGGAAGCCCGAAAAGCUCUUCUUUUUUGACAAGGACAAAAAGUUACGUUGGCGCAAAAGGCAGAAGAAAUCUGCGGACAGCUUGCCAAUCACGUUGCUAAGGGAAGCAAGGCCAUCGGUAACAUUUGCUGGUGAUAGAUUAGGAAAUAUAUUUAAAAAUAAGAAGGAAAACAGCUUUGUAAAAGGUGAUGGUCGAAUAGAAGAAGAAGGGGAAAACUCUGUUGCUGAUGGCAAUGAGAAAAAAGUCCUUGGAAAAAAACAUAAAUUGAUAAAUGAACUAGAAUAUGAUGAAGAUGAAGACACACAAAGGUUUCUUUAUGAAGAAGCAAGGUUUUCAGCCCCAAACUUACUAGCGCAGAUUGAAAAGUUUAUUAUCUUAUUGUUAAAAAAAAGAACUAACGAGAAGGAGGAACUUGAUCAGCUAAGUGAAGAGAUAGAAGCAAUUUACGGAUCAGAAUGGGACCAAGGUCUUCAAGAGGACAGAAGAACAGUUCUAUAUAUUCCUGAUGAUUUGUACACCAAGCUUUGUUGUGAUUAUGAACAGUUUGCUGAAGGUGCAGUGUAUGUCAUGCGAAAAUGGCAGACCAAUGUUUACCGAGAGUUAGCUGCCCUUCAAGAGCUUAAAAGCAGUCAUAACUUUAUUGAUUUUCAAUCUUUGACGUCAUCCCCUGAUCUUGCUUUGCUCAGGACAUUGUCACGUGAAAAGCAAAAAGUAUCAACAGAAGAGAGAGAAGGACGACCUGAGAGUAACAAACCACCUCCAUCUUCAGAUGUCGUUGAUGGUAAAAGCACAGUGGCUGAAGCUGAAAUGGAAGGGCCACCAAUAACCAAUAUUGGUCGUGAGUCAAGAAUUUCAGGAGGAACUUUCAAACCAAAAACAAGAUUAGACAAGUUCAAGGUUACUUCUGAUAGAGAUAAAGGCCCAAAAGCACCCUCUUUGCUCAUAGCUGACAAAGAAAGACAGCAAAAAGGAAUAACCGGUGCCAAAAUAAGUGUUGGUCCUCAUGAAAGCUUUGAAGAUGAGUUUGUCUCUGUCAAAGGCUGGGAGACAAAUUUCGAAAAAAGUAUUGUGUCAAACCAGAACCAAACAUUUCUUCCUGGAUCUAUUUUAAACUUUUCUUUGGCUUCAAAGGCUUGUCAUGAUAAAGGCUGGGUUCUUAGCAAACACACAGCAGAAGACUUAGAGCAAAAAAGUAUGCUUGAAUGGAUGGUAACACGUUUGAGACAAAGUUUAAAACAAAGGGAUGAAGAGGAAGACAAGGCGAAACUUCUCAACGAAAAUGGACCGUUAAUUAAAAGAGAUUACGGUGAUGCAAAAAGGGAAACAACGAUAAAAUACAAACGGGGCGUUGCAUGGGCAAAGUUUUUGUCACAAAAGCAGACUGUUGCACCGAAACGGUUCUUGACAACACUGCCUGAUGGAAGCACUUGCUGCUUUUACCAGUCAGGUAGAGUCGCUGCAAUCUCUUCCAAGUGCAAGGCAGGUAACCACGGCUUCUAUACCUUUGCAUACAGUGAUGAGCCAAAUGCUAAAACUUUAGCUUGUUUCACACCAACCGGAAGAGGCUGCUGUAACUACUCAGAGAAAUCAGUCAGAUUUUUGGUCACAAGUAAGGAAGCAACUUUCAACAGCGAGGAUGGGGUUCCAGAUAAGAAAUGGAAAUGGGCCUAUGGCAAGAUGAUGAACCCAGAAACAGUUCAGUUGAAUGAGAACAUCAGCGUGCGCUGUGUUAGCCAUAACAGCGUCAGUUUGACGGUCAAUAUUGAAGGCGAAGUUCAUAAGUUUCACGUUUCACCAUUUCAAGAUGCCUCAGAGACAGACACUGACAAUCUCGGCUAUCUCAUGACAAAUGAAAAUUUUACAUCACGUGGUGCCGCUGAGGCUCUCCCGCCGAGAAAGAAAAUCACGAGAGAAGAGAGGCGUGCAAAAAACCAAAAAAGAGAUCUUCUCAAGAAUAACAAUCCUGGACUAAGCGAAGAAUCGCUUGCCGAGCGACUCAAGGAUUUAGACGAAAAGUUUCCAGAGAGAAGGGACAUAGAGCUAGAUGCGCCGUUUCUCAUUGAGCUCCACAAAUUGCAGCGAAGGAUAAGGAAUAUUGUGUUCGAGUGGAUGGACUAUUAUCGCUCAUCGGUAGGCAUAUCGAGACCAAGCAAGAUAUCCUUGUUGUCAAAGAAGAAGAACCGGAUGAAUUCAGCCAAUUCCCUUCCGGGAUCACUCCCCUCAUUUCCAAGAAAAGCAGCUGGCUCUCUGCAACGUGCACCUUCCGCUCCUCCAUUGUCGGAUUCAUCAAGAAGCAAAUUUACUUACAAUGGAGAAAAACUGAGUCAGAGAGAUCGCUUGUCUGCACGAGAGCGGACACAAGAAAAUCGACCGAGAAGUAAUAAUUCUGGCCAUGGCUCGGAUGAAGUUUUCCACACUGAUCUGAAACUGGAGGUGCCUCAGUUACCGAAAUCUGCAGAUACUGGAAGGCUGUCCUCGUCUGCGUCCCCAGCACCGAAAAGAGGCCAAACAGAAGAUUCACCACGACCAAAAACAAAUCGGCCAUUGCUUCUUCCCAAAGAGGGUUGCCCUGUGGCUUUGCACGCGGAAAUGAUUGGGGUCAAGAGUCCACAGUGCAGAUGCGACAAGAGAAAGAUACCAUGCAUACAGGACCUAGAAUACGAUGUUUUUAUCAACCAGCACGUCCCAUCGACGCAGCUGAUUGUUGUUAGCAUUGUGUCUUCGUGGUCUGCCAAGUCUCCAAGUGACACAAUGCUGGAUGAACUUUAUUACGAAAAAAACAAAGCUCAGAAUCUCCCGUGUGCCCAGUCUCGCAAUGAUCCGUAUCGCAUUCUUCGCUAUGAUUUGGCUUCAGCUGGCUUCAACAACGAGACGCCACUGCUGCUGCGCAGGCACAAUGUGGCGCCAGGAAUGUUCUUGAUGUAUGUUGGAGGAAAAUUAUUGUUCGCUGAUUACAUAUUCAAUGGCUAUGGAAACGCAAAGAAAGAUUUCUUGAAUCAGGUGCUCAAGACACGUAAAGACUCGAUGGUUGGAGCUGGGCUUGCUCAAGACUUUAGGUUUUCUACACGCCCAACAGGCAGAGAGCCAAGAACAGCUUGGGGCAGUGAGCUUGCUUUGUCUUUUGGCAGUGUAUUCGCUACCACUGAUGAGGUAUUCCACAAUGCCAGUGGCAUCAAUGGUUUGCCAUCGCUAGUGCCGAAACAAUCUAAAGGAAGGUAUUUGUACAAAGAAAAGGACAGGCCAAGAACUCAAACCAGUUUGUUUUCAUACAAUCGAUUCACCAACCUUCAUUACUAAACGAAUGCGUGGCUUACAGUCACCACUCAAUAGACAUGCUUAGGACGGAGAAGACUGCGAACUGCGCCAUCAUAUGUCAACAAAACAGUUGAGAGACAAACGUCGCUAUAAAUAUUUAUAAAUGCAAAGCUUCCUUUAUUUUUUGAGAUUAAAGAUAAAUAAUGAAAGCAAUAUUAGAUUUUAUUUAAGA